AUGGAGACGCUCGUCACCGGUAUGGACCUAGCCUUAGAGUCAGCAAAUCGACUUCGUGCGUACUUUCUGUAUUACAAGCAGCUUCCAAAUCAUUUAACUACCGACAAUUUCCGGAAGGCGCUUAUAAAAAUGUAUGCAAAGGUACUAGCCUUCCUCGCUCAAGCAUUCAAGGUCUAUAAGACAAAACUGUGGUUACGCGGCCUGCGUACAUUCUGGCAGGACAGUACCAUCCGGGACUUGAAGAGGAUGGCGACAAACUCAGUCAGCGACUGGAGAUUGAGGCUUCCAAUUGUGAUAGGUUUAUGUCCGACCGAACAGCAGCAGCGAAAUGGCGAGACGAUUUGUAUGGAAAGUUGGAGAAACUUGAUGGAAUUUCAAGAAUUGAGUCCAAAUUACAAGACCUCAACGUCAACGUCGACCUGUCCAAGCUACCAGUAGUAGCUGGUGCGAAAUACAACUCCAGCGAAGAGUCUCAGCUUACUUCAUGUUUGAAUGGUACUCGUAUUGAUCUCCUUGGCCAAAUCGACGACUGGGCCGAGAACCGAGAAGGGAAAAGCAUUUACUGGUUGUGUGGAGGGGCUGGGACCGGAAAGUCCACAAUCUCUCGCACAGUGGCACAAAGAUUCGAUAAAAAAAAGCAGCUUGGAGGAAGCUUCUUCUUCAAGCAAAGCGACGCUGACCGAGGAAAUGCAGACCGCUUCUUUCCGACCAUUCUUCGUCAGCUGGCCGACCACAUACCGGCUCUUAAACAACCUGUUGCGGAUGCCAUAGAUCAGGAUUCGUCAUUGUGUACGAGCGGCCUCCAGGAUCAAUUCGACAGGCUGUUUAAAGAACCUUUGAUGUCGAUUGAACCAAAACAGCUACCACACCGGUGUAUUGUUAUCGUGGUUGACGCGUUGGACGAGUGUGAUCGGAAACACACAAAGAAGUUCCUGACACUUCUCGCAGGCAUCAAUUCUGUCAGCCGACUUCGUCUGCGAGUCUUCGUAACCAGUCGACCUAAGCAUCAAAUCGAAAUCGGAUUCGAUAUGAUGGACGUGAAGCUGCAUGACGAUCAUGAUCUAGAGAAAGAUCAGGUCGCAAGUAUUGAACAUGAUCUGGAGCGGUAUUUCGACCACGAAUUCCGUUCAAUCCGUACUGAAUGGGCGCAUGGGCCGUAUGAUCCUCUCCCGGACGACUGGCCAUCGCAGAAAGAGAUCCUAGAAUUGACAAUGCUCGCGACUCCACUCUUCAUUAACACUGCGACGGUGUGUCGAUUUGUCCAAGAAGGAGCUUCUCCGCGCAAACGACUCAGCGGGAUCCUAGACCAUAAACAUUUGGUACCAUCAUUACGCCUUCAGGACGACUACUCUCAUCUUCGGCUUAUGUAUUCCCAAAUUUUGAGUGAAGCGACCAGGUCGGAUGACCCAGAGGAGGCAGCCGAGAAGAUUCAAGACUUCAAGAAGAUUGUGGGCCCCAUCCUUAUUGCUGCUGUCCCGCUUUCUGUUGAAACACUCUCUCACAUACUCCAGAUAGAUGCGGAUAAUAUCAGCGCUGUCCUAUCGCCUCUCAAGUCUGUCCUUGACGUCCCGCGAGAUCGAACAAAGCCGGUACAACGCCGGCAUUUGUCAUUUCGGGAAUAUUUGCUUGAUCCCAAGAACAAGGAGGACUUCCGAAUCGACGAGCAAGCAGUACACGCGCAGUUUGCCCUCCAGUGCGUACAAUUUCUUCUGGAUUCCAAAGCACUUCGACAAGAUAUUUGCGACGUGAAACAUCCUGGCUUCAAGCGCCGAGACAUCACAGAGACAAAAGUUGCGGAAUGCAUUCCUCCACAUGUCGCAUACGCGUGCAUGUAUUGGGCCAAUCAUCUUGCCGCGGGUCAGGUACCAACACUCGACGGCACUGAGCUCGUGUAUGAGUUCUUAACGACACAUUUCUUGCAUUGGCUUGAGGUCAUGAGCUGGCUGGAAAAAUUUAGGCUUGUUAUCUCUUCUAUAGAAGAAAUGAUUGGCAUCACAAAGGCAAAUGUCCGUAGCAGCAUAGUUCCGUUUCUCUUCGAGGCCCAACAAUUCGUCCUCAGGUUUCGCUUUCUCGUCGCAAACUCCCCUUUGCAGGUAUACUAUUCUGCCUUGAGAUUAGCUGCAACGCAAAGCGUGAUCUCGAAAUUGUUUCGUACCGAAGACAUGUGGGAACUACUUCCGGAUGCAGACUCACAUUGGGGUUCUGAUUUUCUUGUGCUUCACGAGCAUGAGGAUAGUAUUCGUGGAUUCUCUUUCGCUCCAGACGAAAAAUCUCUCGCAUCUUACUCGUGGGACAGAACCGUGCGAAUAUGGUCCAUCAACGGGGAGCAGUUGUAUGUUCUCGGACAUGAUGAUUACAUCCACGCAAUAGGGUACUGUCUCGAGGGAGAGUUUCUCGCAUCAGUUGAUAUGAGAGGCAAGGUUCGGUUCUGGGACAUAACCACCGGAGAGACUCGGUGGAGUUUUGAGCUUGGCGGCUGCUUCAGUGCUGCAAUUUCAUGUGAGGGUCGCAUCGCAUGGAUAGACCGGCACGGUACGCUCUGGCUAUGUGACCAUAAAGGUGGUCAAAAACGAAUGCUCCCAAACCCAGAUGAAACUGGCAGCGCGUGCAAAAGCGAUGCUUCGGAAAACUCUGCUAGUCAUGGUGAUCACGAUGCUGCCGAUGGUAAUAAUGCCGCCAAAGUGGUCGUCAAUAAGUCUGCUGAUGUUUCCGCGGAUCAAGGGAACGAUCAGUCUGCGAAUGAAGCUACCAAUGAUUCGGAUACUAAUUACUAUAGAUUGUCUUGGGUAGCGUCAAUGGCAUUCUCCCCUGAUGGUCAGCUCGCAGUACGGGGAGACGCCGGACAGCUCAUCCUGUGGAAUGCGACCACCGUCAUCGAGGUACACAACAUUUUCAUCAAACUUCCGCGCUAUUCCGAACCACUACCGUUAAUGAAAUUUUCCUCAAGCGGCAGGGAGCUCGCGACGUACGACUUUUGGCCUCAAAGUGUCUGUAUAUGGUCGUGGACGGGGGCAGUCGUAAGCUACGGAGGUGUACAGGUGUGGGAUACAAACGCAGAUGUGCUGCUACAGGAGUGGCACGGUCACACAAAUUACUGGUGUCCGGUCCAAUACUCACCGGCGGGACAGCUUGUCUCGGGCGCCUCCGACGGCUCAAUUCGAUUCUGGGCCAAAACAUCGAUGAAUAGACCACCAGAGGCGAAAGGACAGCUAGGAUUGCGAGAAAGCGAGGUAAUGUCUUACGCUGUGUCGUUGUGUGAACAAAUUGUGGCAACCGGCCACCUGAACGGAGAAGUUCGAACAUGGGACACGCAAACAGGGAAAGCACUGAAGUUCUUUUCUGGACACAACAAACUUGUGCAUGAGGUGGCCAUCUCUCCGGAUUGCAAUAUAGUCGCAUCUGGAUCAUCUGACGAUACUGUGCGACUGUGGAGUACGCGGACAGCGGAAGAGUUACAAUGUUUUCGAAGACAUACGGGCGGGGUGCAAGUGGUCAAUUACUCCCCAGACGGAAUAAUCAUCGCUUCAGCGGGCUCGGCGUCGGGUCAUGAAAGCACGAUACUGCUGUGGAAUGUCCAAACCGGCGAGGUGUUGCACGAGCUUCCAGUGGAACUUGAAAGGAUUGUGCGCUCACUUGCAUUUUCGCCCGAUGGAGUUUUCGUGGUGUCGGGUCUUACCAAAGGAAAAGCUCUGCUCUGGAAUGCACAUACAGGUGCAUUGCUGCGUCAACUUCACAGUGGCGAAAGUUCCCCUUUCAGCGAGGUAACCAUGAGUUGUAAAAAGGUCAUUGCAAUCGGAGUUCAAGGGCGGUGGCCCGUACAGCUGUGGGACGGGGAAUCAGGAGAGUUGUUGCUAAAACUUUGGGCCGAUGACAACUCCCCUGGACCUAGCUGUUUGGAAUUCUCAACCGAUGGGGAAACUCUCCGUACGCAUGCAGGGUCCUUCAACCUUAAAAAUGCUUUCCCACUGACAGGUCAAUCCCCCGUGAUUCAACUAGCCCCGUUGCGCCUGAACAAGCAAGGGGAUAUGAUACAGCAAGACGGCGUCGAUAUGCUCUGGCUUCCUCCCCAGUACAGGCCUUGUCAUUCCAGUGUUUUGGCCUUCGGAAAGACCAUUGCCAUUCCUACUUACUCAAGAGGUAUGGCAUUUUUCCGCCUGAAAUAGCGAAGUUCACGGACAAAGUUACUGUUGAGCUCGGUGUUUUGAUCCACUCGACAUCAUUCUCAGCAACCAUAUGAUCACCGGUAAAAGUCGCGAGCAUGCCGAUAUAUACCCUCAAUCCCAUUCUGUCCCGAUGAAGCAGGUCUGGAUAGGCC
Molecule: messenger RNA, 4315 nt
Organism: Dissoconium aciculare CBS 342.82
Lineage: Eukaryota; Fungi; Ascomycota; Dothideomycetes; Mycosphaerellales; Dissoconiaceae
Product: WD40 repeat-like protein
Exons: 3
Coding region: 303-4163 (1286 amino acids)
Molecular function (GO): protein binding
Source: RefSeq, a predicted model, not a curated record